AUGUUAAAUUUACUAUUUAAACAAACUAAUUUUAUAAAUAAAAUAUCAAAAAAUAUUCAAAAUAAUAAUAUAAAUUUAAUAAAACCAUUAUCAAUAAAUUAUUUAAAUUUAUUUUCAAAUAACAAUAAUAAUAAUAAUAAUAAUAAUUUUAUAAAUGUAAAUAAUAUAAAUAAUAAUAAUUUUAAACAAAUAUAUAGUAAUAAAUGUUUUUUUUCAAAUAAAAAAGAAAAAAAAAUUAAAAAAGAAAAACAAUCGAUUUUAAGAGAAAAAAGUAAAAAAAGAAAACUUAUAAUUGAAAAUACAGAUAUAAAAUCAUUACCAAAAUCAGAUUUAAUUUAUGGUCAAACAAAUGAAGAUUUAAAAAAGUUAAAUUAUAUUAUUGGUGAAAAAUCAGCAAAAAGAAUAAAAGAAUCAACAAGAGCAGAUUGGCAUGUAAGACAACAACAAAAUAAAAUAUCAUCAUCAUCGACAAAUUAUUUAUUAUUAAAAUCUAAAUUAUCAAAAGAUUUAAUUAAUGCACCAUUAUCAGAAACUCUAAAAAUUAAAAAACAAUUAGAAGAAUUAGAAAAGAAUGGAAAAAUAUCAAAUAUUGAUCCAAAUUCAAAGAAUCAAAAAUUUAAAAAUCAACAAUUUGAUCCAAAACAAUUGGAAAAACUUAAAGAAUUAAAAUUGGGUAAAUUUAAACAAAAUAAACCAAAAAGGGGUACAACAAAAUUGGAAACCAUUAAAAAAGAAGUUUCAAAAGGUAUUGAAAGAUUUUUUGAUUCAAAAAUGAAAUUCAUUGGUGCUGCAAAGAAUAUAGAUUCAUUCCUCCCUGAAACUCUACCAGAGGUCGCAUUCAUUGGUAGAAGUAAUGUUGGUAAAUCAAGUUUAAUCAAUGCAUUAACUCAACGUGGUUUAGCCAAAACUUCAGAUAAACCUGGUCAAACUCAGAGUAUAAAUUGGUUUGAAUUAGGUUCAACACUUUAUUUAGUGGAUUUACCAGGCUACGGUUUUGCAUUUGCCAAAGAGACAUUGGUUGAACAAUGGAGUGAUAUUACUAUUCACUAUUUAACCGAACGUAAAUGCAUUAGUUGUGUUUUCAUAUUAAUAGAUUCACGUCAUGGUUUAAAAGAUAGUGAUCGUAAUUUACUAUUGGAAUUGGAUAAAAAGAAAAUUAAAACUCAUAUAAUCCUAACAAAAGCAGAUUUAACAAAACCAGAAGAUCUUGUAAAAAGAAUUUCAAUCACAAAUCAAGAGAUUCAAACCAAUUAUCGUUAUUCAACAACACCAGUACUACCAAUUAGUUCUAAAAAUUUAUCUGGUAUCUCUGAUCUAUCAAAAUUAAUUAAAGUUAUGAAAUUAAAAGUAAAACCAAUUAAAAUUAAUCCAAAUUUACAAUCAAAACAAAUUUUAUCACCACAAGAUUUUCAAUUAAAAAAAUUAAAAAAUCUGGAAAAGAAAAAAGAAAAAUUAAAAAAAUUAGUAUGUGCAUACUAUAGCCAAGCUGCUGGUGAACCAUUCAUUAAUUUUUAUGCCGACAGCAGCCUCAGGGGCAAAUGUAUCGUUAUCAUCACAGUUGAAACACCUGGUAUAUGUCAAGAAAGUCCAAACUGUUCAAAAAUUCAUGGAACAUCACGUGACAAGUAUAGUGGUUGGUGUACUUAUGAUGGUAAUACAAAAGGUUUAAAUUGUGAUCAAUUAAAUGCAAAUAUAUCAUCAGUAUUAACACCAACAAUCAGUGGUGGUGAUGUUAUAAUAAAUGGUGAUUUUUCAUCAAUUUAUAAUAUUAGUUCAAGUAUUACAAUUUCAAUUGGUACUUCAAUUUGUAAUAAUAUUAAUUUCUCAAGUAAUAAAUCACAAAUCAUAUGUACAAUUGGUGAAGGUGAAGGUUAUCAACAAAUUAAAUUAUCAGAUGGAAAUGGUGCAACAUUAAUAUACCAUGGAUUUUAUUAUGGUAAAUGUAAUGAUCACAUCGGUAAUUGUAAAACUUUAAAUUUACAAUUAGAUUCAGUAACACCAACAUUUGUAACUGGUGGUCAAGUUUAUUUAAAAGGUAAUUUCUCAAAUGUUAAAGAUCUUAGUCUAACUAUUAAAAUCGGUGAUCUAGAAUGUUCAAACGUUAAAUUCAACGAUACUAAUUUCAAAGUUUUACAAUGUUCAAUUGAACAAGGUGAAGGUGUCAAAGAUAUUAUAAUAUCAUCUGGUCUAUUAUCAUUUUCAAAAGAAAAAGCAUUCGAAUAUCAAUACUAG
Molecule: messenger RNA, 2232 nt
Organism: Dictyostelium discoideum AX4
Lineage: Eukaryota; Evosea; Eumycetozoa; Dictyosteliales; Dictyosteliaceae
Exons: 3
Coding region: 1-2232 (743 amino acids)
Molecular function (GO): metal ion binding; GTPase activity; GTP binding
Source: RefSeq, a predicted model, not a curated record